UUAAUUAAAUAUUUUGAAACUAAGUAUAUAUGUUAUAUUCCACUAAAAAUGGGAGAUAAUUGUAAAAAUAAAUAAAUUUAAAAGUUAAGAUAGACAAAAGUAAGCAGCUAGAAGAUUCAGAUGUCAACUUUAAUCAAUAAAUCAAUUUCUCUCAAGUUCAAGUUUCAUGUCUGUAAAAUUUUUAUCUCAUUUUUUCUAUUCUUGUUUAGGAAACGGAUUUAAUAAAACUGGACGGUUUUAUUUUCCAUUAAAGUACCAAAGAAGUAUCAGUAUGACGACCAAUGCACCAAUUUCUUAUUCAGUAUUUGAAAUAGAACAGGAUAUUUAUAAAGGUGUUACUGUAAAAACUCAUGAUUUAGUCUUAUCUGACACAGAAUUUGAAAAGUCUUUAUCUGAUUCUUUAACAAAUUGGAUAAAUAUUGGUAUCAGAGGUGUAUGGUUCAAAGUAAAUUUAGAAAAAUCUUCAUACAUCCCCAUUUUAGUAAAGCAUGGUUUCUCAUUUCAUCAUGCAAAAACUUCCUAUGUUAUGCUUACGAGGUGGCUGCCAGGAGAUGAACCUAAUUUAUUGCCCCAAUAUCCCCACACUCACAUUGGUGUUGGAGGAAUGGUUAUCAAUGACAAAAAUGAAGUUUUAACUAUACAAGAACGAUUCAAUGUUAAGCCUUAUUGGAAGCUCCCCGGAGGUUACAGCAAUCCAGGUGAAGAUUUUGCCCACACUGCACAAAGGGAAGUUUUUGAAGAAACUGGUAUUGAAACUGAGUUCAAAUCUGUAGUUGCAUUGCGUCAUCACCAUCAACAUAUCUUCAAUUGCAGUGACAUCUACGUUGUGUGCUAUUUAAGGCCCCUUAACUUAAAUAUUAUUAAAAGCAAAGAUGAAAUAGCUAAAUGUGAAUGGAUGAAUGUGGAAACUUACAGAACACAUCCUGAAGUGACAGAUUUCAAUCGAUUUAUUAUGAAUACUUUCUUAGAAAGUCAAAAUAUGAAACAUGCUAUCAUCUCUUCACCAAUUCUUUCUUAUAAAAAAGAUCGUUAUGACAAGGUGUAUCAUGUUCAACCCAUAAAUGAAUCAAAAAGUUGACUAUGAUCAGCAUUUAAUAUUUAAUCUAACAAUCCUCUAUUUUUAGUACAAAGAAAAUUUUUUAAAAAUAAUCUAGAUUUAGAUUACUUUUAUAAUUAUUUAAAAAAAUUAUUGCUUUUUAUUAAAAUCUAUGUUUUUAAUAACGGUAUAAUCUACUUAAAAUAGUUUUUCUUAUUUGUGGUCCUAAUCCAAUCUAUUUAUAAUUAAUUGUAUCCAAAAUUAUGGUUAUAGCUUACUCUUGCAAAAAAUUUUAUGUUAAAUUUGCACAAAAAUAUGUUGUGUUUUCAAUUGCCAUGUAGUAUGAAAUUUAAAUUCAUUUUUUUUUUAUCUAAAUAGUGGUAUUUCUUCAUUUUUAUUUGUAAUGAAUUACUGUUUAAAAUUUAUCGUGGCAUAAUAAAUUUUAUCUUGUCUUUUUUUUUUUUUUUUUUUUUUUUUUUUUUUUUUUCAAUUUUAAUUAACAUGAAAUUUACUGCAGGAACUUUAUAUGCAAGUGCGAAAAUUUUUGUUGCUUUUAAGCUUAUACAUUUGACUUUUACUGUAUACAAAUGAUAUGUACCUUGUCAUUGUUAAAAUUAUAUGCUCUUAUUGUUGAAAUUAUAUGCUGUUAUUGUUGAAAUUAUAAGAUGUUAUUGUUGAAAUUAUUUACUAUUAUUGUUUAAAAUUAUUUUAAACUACUUUUUGUCACUAAAUUUAUUUUAAUUUUUUUAGCCUUGUUUUUUUUAAAAAUAUAUUAUAAUACUGCAGACACUUCAACAUGUAAGUGAGAACAUUUUCGUUGCUUUUCCUUAUGAAAAGGAAAGGUAUAAAAUUCAAAUUGUUGCUUUUAAGCUUAUACAUUUGAUUUUUACUGUAUACAAAAGAUAUGUACCUUGUCAUUGUUAAAAUUAUAUGCUGUUAUUGUUGAAAUUAUAUACUGUUAUUGUUUAAAAUUAUUUUAAACUACUUUUUGUCAAUAAAUUUAUUUUCUUCAUUUUU
Parasteatoda tepidariorum (common house spider) is the source of this 2053-nucleotide messenger RNA. RefSeq lists its product as uncharacterized. The record is from RefSeq and is a predicted model, not a curated record. NCBI's taxonomy places the organism in Eukaryota, Metazoa, Arthropoda, Arachnida, Araneae, Theridiidae. Gene Ontology annotation, molecular function: ADP-ribose diphosphatase activity; NADH pyrophosphatase activity; NAD binding.